Molecule: messenger RNA, 7556 nt
Organism: Corythoichthys intestinalis (scribbled pipefish)
Lineage: Eukaryota; Metazoa; Chordata; Actinopteri; Syngnathiformes; Syngnathidae
Gene: foxp1b
Product: forkhead box P1b
Exons: 19
Coding region: 486-2528 (680 amino acids)
Biological process (GO): regulation of transcription by RNA polymerase II
Cellular component (GO): nucleus
Molecular function (GO): DNA-binding transcription repressor activity, RNA polymerase II-specific; RNA polymerase II cis-regulatory region sequence-specific DNA binding
Source: RefSeq, a predicted model, not a curated record
AUCUUCCUCUUUUCCUCCUCUUUUCUUUUCUUUUCUUUGGGUUUUCACAUACGUUAUAUCAACACUCAGCAAGGAGGACGCACAUUUUUCGACCGGGAGGACAAACUAUUCGCUCCCUCUCCUCCUCUGACACGUGCUAAGUUAAGCGACAAGUUAGUUAGUGCCCCCAGUCACCGUUACCAACAAGGCUGGCGGAGUAAUCUUGUUGGUGUUUACGGCGUGAUUUGUAUCACAUGCGGUCACCGUACACAAACUCGCGUGCACCCCUAGCAAAUUGUGUCCAUCCGCGUGCGCCUGUUAGCUCCUCUUUAGCGACUCGCACCAUGUUCCAAUGACUCGAUGCAAAGAGAACAAACUCAAUUCUGAUUGGAGGAAUGGAGUGCCUGGAAAUUCUGCACUACUGAUUUGGGUACAUUCAGUGUUUUACCAACGCUGGAAGAGAGGAUUGCUUUGAAGAGGCAAGUCCUUCAAUAAGUUUUUAAGUCAUGAUGCAAGAAUCUGGGACAGAGACAACAAGUAAUGGACCGUUUAAUCAAAAUGGAGGCUCAAGCAUGCAGAACGAUUCUAAGGAAGGACAACACAAGAGUGCUGCGCCAUCAGUGGAUGUGACUGCAGCUGAAGUUGUGCAUCUCCAACAACACCAGACUCUCCAGGUAGCUCGGCAGUUACUUCUGCAGCAGCAGUUCCAACAAGACAGUGGCUGCAUAUCUCCCAAAGGAAACGAAAAGGACCAAAACCUUCAGGUUCCGGUGUCAGUGGCUAUGAUGACACCUCAAGUGAUAACUCCUCAGCAGAUGCAGCAAAUCCUUCAACAACAAGUCCUGAGCCCUCAGCAGCUCCAGGUUCUUCUACAGCAGCAGCAGGCCCUCAUGUUACAACAGCAGCAACUUCAAGAUUUCUACAAGAAGCAGCAAGAACAGCUCCACCUCCAGCUUCUCCAACAGCAUGGAGGCAGCAAGCAGACUAAAGAGCAGCAGGUGUCAGCACAGCAGUUGGCCUUCCAGCAGCAGCUCCUUCAGGUCCAGCAGGUCCAGCAACAACAUCUGCUCAACCUUCAGAGGCAAGGGCUGCUCUCUAUCCAGCCUGGACAAACAGGCCUGCCGCUGCAGUCGCUUGCGCAUGGCAUGAUUCCAGCAGAGCUGCAACAGCUAUGGAAGGAGGUAACAAAUGCCCAUGUAAAGGAGGAGCAUAACAACAGCAACAACGGCCACCGGGGCCUCGAUCUCUCCUCCCCGGCACUGCCAAAGAAUCCCCUCCACAACCAGCAUACCCCCACCAAUGGGCAGUACAUGAGUCAUAAGAGAGAAAUAUCCACAGUCGAAGACUGCCACCCCCACAGCCAUCCUCUCUAUGGUCACGGUGUUUGCAAGUGGCCUGGAUGUGAAGCGGUGUUCGACGAUUUCCCUUCAUUCUUGAAGCAUCUUAACAAUGAGCACGCUUUGGAUGACAGGAGCACCGCCCAGUGUCGGGUCCAAAUGCAGGUCGUACAACAGCUGGAGCUGCAGCUAGCAAAAGACAAAGAGCGUCUGCAAGCAAUGAUGACACACCUUCAUGUUAAAUCUACAGAGCCCAAAGCCACCCCGCAACCGCUGAACUUGGUUUCCAACAUUACGUUGUCGAAGUCCGCCCCUCCUGAAGCCUCUCCUCCACUGAGCCUGCCCCAGACCCCCACCACGCCCACGGCACCUCUCACACCCCUAUCACAGACUCACUCUGUCAUCACAGCCAACAACCUCCACAGCAUGGGCCCAAUGCGACGGCGUUACUCUGAUAAAUACAACAUGCCCAUCUCUCCAGAUCUCAGUCAGAACAAAGAAUUUUACAUGAAUGCAGAUGUUAGACCACCAUUCACGUAUGCCUCAUUAAUAAGACAGGCGAUCCUCGAAUCUCCAGAAAAGCAGCUAACACUAAACGAAAUCUACAACUGGUUCACACGAAUGUUUGCAUAUUUUAGACGCAAUGCAGCAACGUGGAAGGGUGCCAUUCGCACCAACCUUUCCCUGCAUAAGUGCUUUGCGAGAAUAGAGGAUGAGUUUGGGUCCUAUUGGACUGUUGAUGAUGAGGAGUUUAAGCGUGGCCGACACAUACAGCGAGGCCGCCCUCGGAAAUACGCCGUCGAUGAGAGCUUUGACGAGCUGCUUGUACAAAGUCCUGCAUUGGUGAAGAAUAUUCAAACAAGCUUGGGCUAUGGACCGACACUUUCUGCUGCAUUUCAGGCUUCAAUGGCAGAGAACAACAUACCUCUAUACACAACCGCUUCCAUUGGAAGUCCCACCCUCAACUCCUUGGCGAACGCCAUCCGUGAAGAGAUGAAUGGAGCAUUGGACCAUGGAAACAGCAAUGGCAGUGACAGCAGCCCAGGACGGUCACCGCUGCCAGCUAUGCAUCACAUCAGCGUCAAAGAGGAACCACUGGACCCUGAGGACCACGACGGACCUCUCUCCUUGGUCACGACUGUCAAUCACAGUCCCGAUUUUGACCAUCACAGAGAUUACGAUGACGACCAGGUCCAUGACGACAUGCUGUGAAGGCAGCGUCAUCCGGGAGACACGCAAUGAACAACAGUGUCAGAUGCUGGCUAAUGUUGCCAAGUGUAUUUUUAGUGCCAUAACAACACAUUGCAACACAAAACAUCCCACAAGUGGGUUUUUAUUCCUCCCCGUUCACAUUCAACUUUUGAGUGAAGUCAAAGCAACUUUUGAUUUCUACUUUGUGUCGGAUGGAUUCGUUGGUACGUAGCUCGCCUCACAGAUGAGAGACCAAAAGGGGACAGAGAGACCCUUGCUAUGCAGCCAGGAUUGCGGACUGUGAUGGGGUUACAUCAGCACCCCUGCCCCCCACAGGCUGUAUGCCCUCUCCCCACAUUUUGCCCGUCUGAGGACACACAUAUUGACAGAGACCAAGUGACUGACAUGUCAUUUAGAGGGAUGUGCUUUCACUGCCUUCAACACUUUGCAUCACAAUGAGUCCAUCUACUGUGAGAGGGGUGGGUUUUUUUUUUUGUGGUUGCUUUUUUCAGUUGGGGGACUGUUAUAGAGUAUCAAGACAAUGUCUUUCCAUCAGUCUGUUCUGUUACUGAUGUUGUCUUUUUUAUUAUUAGGUUGUUGUUUUUUUUGUUUUGUUUUCUCUAAACUCAUCAGACCUCAUGUCCGUGCUGUGGAGAUUGCGUAUGUUCUGCACUUGAUGAUGAAUGUUUAUGAUUUCCUCUAAUGUUGUCUUUUAAGAAAAAAACAUACAUGAAGCAGAAUGUUUGACACAGUGUAUCAUUUUUUUCCUGUCAUUUAUUCUGAAAAAAAACAAACAAAAAAAACAUGUAGCCUGACUAUUCACCACCUCAACACCCGUUUCACUACCCCCUUCAUGAAAUCCACCGGCAAUGCAGGAAUCCUAUGAUGAAGGCUCUCUCCACGCAUCAGUGAAGCUUAAUUUAAGAUGCGAGUGAAUGACAGAGAAAUUAUACAGGUUAUGAUUUACCCUUGUGACAUUACACUUUAAAACAGCCUCUCGCGGCCGAGCACGUUGAGCUGCAACACAAUUUCUGAUCACUUGCAAGCGCCGAGUAAUUCAGUGAGGAAAAAUGAAAAUGUCAGGUGUAAGCCAGCAAGAUAAUAAUUUAGACAAAUUCCUGAACAUGACUGCCAUUGUUGAUCAGAUGUGUGGAUUUCUCCACUCUGUAAUUUCAUGUAGUCAGAGUUCAAGAUAAACUUGAAUUGUCUGGGUAUUGUUGAGUAUCAUGCGCUUGACUGGUUUGACCUGAUCGUUCAUUUUACAGUAACUGAAAUGCUCGUUUUCUUUCAUGAAGGGAACUUAUCCAAGACUUUAGAAUAAACAUUGCCCAUUCCAGAUUUGGACAACCAUGAGUAGGGUCUGCAAACAUAAUACAGCUCCAGUCUCAUCAACGUGUUGACAUAACUAAUAAAAUCCACUAUAGAUAGGCCAUGAAUUCCAAUUACUUUCAGUUGUUUGUUAUUUAUUAUUGGCGUAAUUUAGCUGUUUUGGCUUUUUGAACCUUUGAUUGCUCAAAAAAAAAAAAAAAAAAAAAAUACCGCUACCAAAGAGCUACAGAUACUACAGGGUGGGGCAGAGCAACUUGCUUAUUUUAAUUUGGCGCCCUGAAGAGAUGGUUGCUCUGAGGAUGGUAGGGAUGGACUUAAUUGAGAGAGUGGGGGUUAAAGUUUGUUCUUUAAUGUGCGUUAUGUAUUUUGUGUUCAUUUUUCAGGAACCCCAGUGAGCAUCAUGGAGUGAACGAAGUUGGAACGCGCUUUCGCUGUUGAAGCAUUUUUUUCAAGCGGUCGCACAAUCAUCGCAACGCGCAUUCCGUAGACAUUUCAAUAUCGCCCCCCCUUCCACACCCAUCUGGUUAAGUGUUGUCAGGAAACAUUCAUUGAUCAUGUUGACAUAACGGUCAGAUGUCACUGAUACUGCCUAUUUGUUUUCUUCUUCAAAAAAGAAAAAAAAAAAAAACAUGGUCCAAUUAUGCCAAUUCGCGAUAGUGCACACCAAACAGUUACACGUAGAUGACGUUGACGAAGUUCUCUGCGGUUUUCGGGACUCCAGUAGCGCAUGUUUUGCUUAUUUACAGAUCCCGAAAGAUGGAAGUGAACCUCAGCACUGAAGAAAAUAAGUGUGUCUUCAGGCAAGCCCAAAAGCGCUUCACAUGCAUUUUCACAAGCAAUAAAAUCGUGUGGAUUAUGUUCCUGCACCAUAGCUAACUUGUAGGGAUGAAAUUUCAAUUCUUCAUGGAGGUUUCGUCUCACAGAACGAGCAGACAACCCAAGAGCAGAUGCGUGCUUGCAGGCAGACUGUCGGGGAGAUCUCAAAACAUUGUUUCACUACGUCAAUGUUUUGGGGUGACCUUGCUGUUCGUGGGAAGCCAGGUUUCUUUUUCUUUACAUCACCCAUUUCACUGAAGUUGUUUACCCAUGAAAUAAUCAACUGCUGGCCAGGAACACGACUACAGGGGUCAAUAUUGAAAUGUCUACGGAAUGCACGUUGGGUUUUGACGAUUGGGCGACCGCUUGAAAAAAAAAAAAAAUGCCUCAACAGUGAAAGCGUGUUCCAACUUCGUCCACACCAUGAUGGUCAAUGGGGUUCCUAAAAAAUAAACACAAAAUUAAUAACACACGUUAAGAACCAAACUUUAAGCUCCACCCUCUCAAAUAAGUCCAUGCUUAUCAUCCUGAGAGCAACCAUCACUUCAGAGCGCCAAAUUUAAAUAAGCAAGUUGCUCUGCCCCGCCCUGUACAAAGUCUAAAGGCAUGUGACAAGCUCAUCAGGCCAAAUAUGGCUCCUCCUGUUUUGUCUCCCAUCGAUUUCUCAGAUGCAAUCGAGCCGGGAGAUGGAAUAAAUGGAACAGCUCCUCGCAAUGGUGUCAGUCAAACCCAAAGGAGGCGACACAAAAAGGGCAACUGCAGUGACCAAAAAGUUAAAGGGAGGCUAUGACCAUCCAUUCCAACCAAAUUAAGGAAAUUUCUUGUCUUUGUAAGCGAGCAGAGAGAGCUCAGUCUAUUCAUGGGUAAAAAAUAUUGUAGGGAAUUGAGAGGAAUAUAAAAGUAGCUUUGUCGAUACCAAUGUGAAAUGGGUUCUUUAAUUCAAUUGGACCAUACAAUGAUCCUAUGUUUCGUUCUUGUAUCCAUGUCCAUCAUUUUUGAAUGAUUGUAUGCCUGUUUAAAGAUGUUUUUAUGUCUUGACUGGGUUCCAAUGUACCCUAACAUUGACAAGACUUUAUGAUUGUUUUAAGUUUCUGUAUUACUUUUUAUAUUAAAAAAAGCACUCCUAUCAACAAAUAAGCUGGGUACAAGGUACUUUGUGGCAGUUACUGUUAUUGAUUGCUACAUGUAAUGCUCAUUAGCCAAACAAAGCAAAAGGCCAAUUUGUGUGUUCCAAACAAGAGUGUCUGUGAGAAGAUUAGUCGCAGUCCUAGUAGGAUCGUGAGAACAGGGUCCGACUUGCCCACAAACCUCCAGUCUCUGCCAAGUUUGUUUGCUAUUGAAAAAGGGAAUGACAGCACUGGACAGCUAGCAUGUGUAGUUUGACAUUUCAAAACAUGUCAGCAUGAGAAAACUUGUACAUCAAAUCAACAAGAAAUGAUUCAUUGAAAUCAAACUUUAAUUCCGUUGUUCACUUGUCUUGCAUGUGUAGUCUGAUAAUGUGGAAACGAGAUGGCAAAAGUCUUUCAAAAAAUGUAUGUUGUCAAUGUUCCAUUUUACAUUUAUGGACACAAAGCACUCAGCAACGUGUGUUAUGAACCAGAUUUCAUGGUUCACAAAUUAAGUUUUGAUAAAGUACAGAAUCCAUCUUUUGUCUCACUUUCACUCAAAAAAAAAAACAUUUUUGUCAUUGUAUUAACCCGUAAGGAAAAACUUCUGUAUGUUGGGAUUCAAAACUGUGCUGCACAUGCAUUUAACUUAGUAAAAAAAAAAAAACAGCAACAAAAAAAAUCUUCCUGGCAGAUGUGGAGAGCAGGUGGCUGGCAGUGAGGGAUACAACCCCCAAUUUUGGAUUUUCAACUGUAACAUAGGAACAGACUUUUCUCUGCUAACAUUGACUUAAGAUUUUUGUACAGACUUUUUCCCUUUUUCGUGUUUUUGAUACUUCCUUGAAAUGGUUCAACCACUGCCUUCUGUGGCCAUGUGAAACUUUACUGCUCAAGAAAAAGCCACACAGAUUUACUUCCUCUUUAAGAUGAAGAUGUGUUGCAUGUCAAAAUCCUGGCUCACAGAGAAGGACCUUAAUGGUUGAAGUGGUCCGUAAUAAUAUUAGGGUGUAUCAAACUAAUGAUAUUUUAUAUGGAGUUAAUAGGAAAAAGACAAAUAUGCAGUGCCAAGAUGUAAAAGAUGUAAAGACUAUUGUUAAAUACUGUCUUCUUUGUUUUAUUUUUAAAGGAAAAUUAUCAGUCAUGCAUCAAACAGUUGCCCUCCUCAUCCUUUAGGUAUUUUUUUCUUCACUUAAGGUUUCAUUUUAAUUGGACUAGGAUAUAAGUUUAGAGACUCUGCUUCUCUUUUUGUGUCACACUGAGCUAAAAAGCCAUUUUUCCACCGUCAACCAUUCAACUCAUUUUAAUUGCAUUGGAUUUCAACCUCUCUUACCAUGCACUUUUAUGCAGAUGGUGGGUUGGGGGAGCUCCAGCCUGACAGCUCAGAGAGAACAUUUCUUAUAUUUAUUAGAAGAUAAACUAUGUAGUUUCUUUUACUUUUUUUAUAGAGUAAUAUUUUUGCUCCUCUCUUCCAUGAGUCAUACCACCUCAUCAUUCCUUGUCUUAACUGAUGCAGACCACUCUGUUGUAGUCAGUGCCAACUACUGACAUGAGCAUUCUAAACAUGCAAUAAAAUGCUGGUUGUUAAAUUUGUUUCUUUCUGCUGUAUCCUUUCUUGAUCAAACUUUUCAGCUUAUGACCUCAAUUACAAUUUGUUUUUCCCAGUAGUACUGUCCAGUACUGGUAAUAAAAUGUGAGGGGUUAACACACAAAAAAGAAAAGUUGAGAAGUCCAAUUUUUUUAUUUAAAAUGGUACACACCCAAAUAGGAAUAAUAUUGAAUAUUCUUUGUAGUGUAAUUU